AUGGAUAUGAGUGGAAAAUAUUUGGUUACGGUUAUUCUAUUCCUUGGUACGUUAAGUGUGGGGAUGUGUUCUAAUGGUUGGAUUAGGGCUCAUGCAACGUUUUAUGGUGUUAAUGAUAGCCCUGCUUCACUUGGUGGAGCUUGUGGGUAUGACAAUCCGUACCACGCCGGAUUCGGAGCCCACACGACGGCGCUUAGCGGUGCACUAUUCAGAAGCGGAGAGUCAUGCGGUGGGUGUUACCAAGUGAGGUGUGACUAUUGGGCAGAUCCUAAGUGGUGUCUCCGAGGAGCCGCCGUUACUGUGACGGCUACAAACUUCUGUCCGUCGAACAAUAAUGGAGGUUGGUGCAAUCUCCCUCGUCACCAUUUCGACAUGUCCAUGCCUGCUUUCUUUCGCAUAGCCCGUCGCGGCAACGAAGGCAUCGUCCCCGUCUUCUACCGCCGGGUGGGAUGCAGAAGAAGAGGAGGUGUGAGGUUCACGAUGAGAGGGCAAGGUAAUUUCAAUAUGCGGCGCGGUGAAAGCGGUUGCGGUGAGAGGCUCAAGGGGAAAGACUUGGCGUCAGAUGACUCGUAA
This is a messenger RNA of Eruca vesicaria subsp. sativa (arugula), 573 nucleotides long. Lineage: Eukaryota; Viridiplantae; Streptophyta; Magnoliopsida; Brassicales; Brassicaceae. The record is from the annotation of a GenBank genome assembly.